Molecule: messenger RNA, 867 nt
Organism: Aureobasidium musti
Lineage: Eukaryota; Fungi; Ascomycota; Dothideomycetes; Dothideales; Saccotheciaceae
Source: the annotation of a GenBank genome assembly
AUGGGCCAGAACAACACACCAUCAGCCGCAAACAACGAAUACUUGGCCAAGCCAAGUGGUGCUUGCUGUUUGAAGGGAACAAUUCACAAAGGAGAAUCCAGAGGCUCAUGGACAGAGAUCGCAGGCGUUGAGACAUACAUUGCGACACCUCCUGCUGGGAAAGCCAAUGGCAAUAUUCUGCUGUACUUUCCCGAUGUCUGGGGCAUGUUUCCCAAUGGACUUCUAGUUAUGGACGCUUUCGCAGAUGCUGGAUAUCUAACUCUGGGACUGGACUACUUCAGAGGAUAUGGCAGNGAUCCAGUAUGGAAACAUCGCAAGAACCGUCACGAUAACACAGACCCGGACUUUGAUUACGAAGCAUGGAAGAAGAAGCACACAGCUUUCGCAGACGUAGCUGUACCAAAGUGGGUGAAAGCCGUACGAGAGGGCUAUGGAAAAGAAGGCACAAAAUACGCGUGCGUUGGCUACUGCUUUGGAGCACCCUAUGUGUGCGACGAGCUGGCAGGGGACAAUGUGACGGUCGGGGCCUUUGCUCAUCCUGCAUUCUUGAAGGAGCACCAUUUCACAAACCUCAAGAGUAAGUAUUGCAAGUACAGACUUGUAUACUUGGCUGACAAACUGCUUGUCCAUNNAGAGCCCUUGUUCUUGUCUUGUUCGGAGAUCGAUCACACAUUCGACGUUCCUUCAAGGAGGAGAGCCCUGGAUAUCAUGCAGAAAGAGAAGAAAAUCUACCAUUACCAGCUUUUCGCUGGCGUGGAACAUGGUUUUGCCCUACGCGGUGACCCCGAAGACCCAUACCAACGCUGGGUGAAAGAGCAGAGUCUACGUGGUAUCGUAGAGUGGUUCGACUACUGGCUCUCGCAGUAG